UGUUAGACCAUUUAUUAAUCUGCUAGACGAAAUUUUGACAAGGUGAAAAGCUAAGGACGAGACAGAUCUAGAAAUAUGGAAAAGCUAACUGAGAUUGAGUUUACUGGAAUAAGUGUUCAAGACAAGGCACCAAGAAACUUGUCAAACAAUGCUUCCAGCAUUCUGAUCCAGGAGGAUGAUAUUGAGACCCCCUAUGGAAACCUUCACGUUGCCAUUCAAGGAGACAGAUCCAAACUGGCUAUCCUGACAUUCCAUGAUAUUGGUCUAAACAGUACUACAUGCUUUCAAGGGUUCUUCAAUUUCAUUGACAUGCAACCAAUCUUGCGACAUUUCUGUGUGUACCAUGUGAACGCACCAGGGCAAGAAGACGCAGCUCUUCAACUCCGACCUGAGCAAGAUGCCCUAGGCAACCCAGAUUCAUUGGGUAACAGCUUCUUGAGAAAUAAGUGGUUCACUUAUCCCACUAUGGAACAACUAGGGGAGAGCAUCCAGUCAGUUGUUGAUUUCUACAAGAUCAAAAGAUUCAUCGGGUUUGGUGUUGGAGCAGGAGUUAAUGUUCUUUGUAGAUACGCUCUGAAUCAUCCUGAGUUUGUUGAUUCCCUGGUGUUGGUCAAUGGAACAGCUGACAAGGCUGGCUGGGUGGAGUGGGGAUAUCAAAAGCUGAACUCCUGGUAUCUGUGGCGGGGAAACAUGACAACAUUUACAGAAGAUUACCUCCUUUGGCACUGGUUUGGAUCUAAAACCCAGUGGGAGAACUAUGACCUGACAACCGUCUACAAGGAAUACAUCAAAAGUGUCAACCCUCAGAACCUGUCACUCUUCAUUGAGGCAUACCUAGCGAGAACCAGUCUUGGCAUAGAGAGAGAGCUGGACCCAGUGAGAAGAAUUGGAACCAAAACCCUUCAGUGCCAGACCUUGUUAAUUGUUGGUGAUGAUUCUCCACACUUGGAUGAUGUUGUCGAGCUCAAUGGACAGCUGGAUCCAGAAAAAACAGAUUUCCUCAAGAUUCAGGACUGUGGAGGUAUGCCACUGGAAGAACAACCUGGGAAAGUCUGUGAAGCAUUCCGACUCUUCCUUCAAGGAAUGGGAUAUGUUCCCACUCUGCGGCAAAAAACCAGCACUGUGUCACAAGUACAGAAGAACUACCAGCAUCAGCUGCAGGAUUUCAAAGAAAUGAACACCGUGUGCUGAACUCGUACAUUACCUUGACAGAUACACCAAAUACGCAAACUACAAAA
This is a messenger RNA of Saccostrea cuccullata (small rock oyster), 1238 nucleotides long. Its product is annotated as protein NDRG3-like. The coding region runs from base 76 to 1191 and encodes 371 amino acids. Gene Ontology annotation, cellular component: cytoplasm. The transcript is spliced from 15 exons. NCBI's taxonomy places the organism in Eukaryota, Metazoa, Mollusca, Bivalvia, Ostreida, Ostreidae. Gene Ontology annotation, biological process: signal transduction. The record is from RefSeq and is a predicted model, not a curated record.